Tilletiopsis washingtonensis is the source of this 711-nucleotide messenger RNA. RefSeq names its product Ctr-domain-containing protein. The coding region runs from base 109 to 681 and encodes 190 amino acids. Gene Ontology annotation, molecular function: copper ion transmembrane transporter activity. Gene Ontology annotation, cellular component: membrane. Gene Ontology annotation, biological process: copper ion transmembrane transport. The transcript is spliced from 3 exons. The record is from RefSeq and is a predicted model, not a curated record. Lineage: Eukaryota; Fungi; Basidiomycota; Exobasidiomycetes; Entylomatales.
ACCUUCCGCUCCACUCGCGUCUCACGAGCCACUCGCACACUCGCUGCACGCUUCGCCUUCUUCUCGGGACCUCGCCUCCACUUCUACGCCUGCCUCUGGCCUUCCAUCAUGAGCCACAGCGGCAUGGACAUGGGCGGCGAUGCCGCGUCGUGCAAGAUCUCGAUGCUGUGGAACUGGUACACCAUCGAUGCCUGCUUCUUGGCGUCUAGCUGGCACGUCAAGUCGCGCGGCGCCUUUGCCGCCUCGUGCAUCGGCGUGGCGCUGCUCGUCGUCGUGCUCGAGGCGCUGCGGCGAGCGGCGCGCGAGUACGACGUCUUCCUUGCGGCGCAGUUCCAGCGGCACGUCGCUGCGCAGGCCAAGGCGCGGGCCGUGGCGUCGCCGUCCACGUCGACGAGCGUGACGUUCCGGGCGUCUGCGCCGCAGCAGCUGGUGCGCGCCGUGCUGCACGCGGCACAGUUCGGCCUGGCGUACCUGCUCAUGCUGCUCGCCAUGUACUUCAACGGCUACAUCUUCCUCAGCCUCGUCGUCGGCGCCGGGCUCGGCAAGUUCCUCUGCGACUGGCUCGAGGUGACGAUCGGCAUCGCCGCGCAGCCGCCGUGCCUGCCGGGCGGUGCCGCGCCGCCGAAGCAGCAGCAGGCUGUCGUGGUGGCGUCCAAUGAGGCGCCGACAUGCUGUGCCUGAGGGAUUUGAAUGAGAUUAUGUCACUGUCUG